This is a messenger RNA of Bombyx mori (domestic silkworm), 4244 nucleotides long. RefSeq names its product histone H2A deubiquitinase MYSM1. The transcript is spliced from 10 exons. The coding region runs from base 224 to 2176 and encodes 650 amino acids. Gene Ontology annotation, molecular function: protein binding; metallopeptidase activity. NCBI's taxonomy places the organism in Eukaryota, Metazoa, Arthropoda, Insecta, Lepidoptera, Bombycidae. The record is from RefSeq and is a predicted model, not a curated record.
UAGAUUCUGCGAAGCACGGCUCUUGCUAGGAUUCGUGUUAGCAACGUCGUCAGAUUUGAGCCCCGUGAGCUUACCUAUUAACUAAGGUUACGCUGAAAUAGCCUCUCAAGGCUAUCAGCUUAGGUAGGAAAAAAAAAUAUAUAGCCUUUCGUUUCAUACUUCAGUGCUUUCGUUAUAUGUACUUCUGUCAGAAAUGUCAUUUGUCAGAAAUUAAGACAAAAAAAUGGCCGAGGAAGACGAAAUCGAUAUUUUAGGGGAUUUUUCAUUCAAUUCAUGCUUUGCACAAAAUAACCAAGGAAUUCCUUCUUGCUCCAGCAGAGAGGACACGGUACAUCCUCAAUGGUUGUUAGACUCCACAGAAACGAAUUGGUAUGAUAAAAAUAAAGAUAAAAACAUCAAAGAUGGACCAUAUCGAAAACUACUUGGAAAUAGUUCGUCUAGAAAGUACAACAAUAACACCCAUACAGAAUGGAGUAAAAAUGAAAGACAGAUACUUGUUAUGGAAAUGGCUAAGUUUGGUAGAAAUAUUAAAAAGAUAUCACAGACAUUAAAAACAAAAACUGAAGCAGAAAUACAAGCAAUGAUUGAGGCUGAAUUUGGUGUAAUGUUAGAGUCAUCUUUGCCAGGGCUGGAAAAAAAUGAAGAGCAGUAUGACAUGCCUACAGUUGCCCAAGAAGAAAUAGUCACAGCAGAGUUAAACACGCGUAGUGCUAGUGCUGAUAAAACAAAACAAAAUAAAAAUAAAAAUUAUCGAAAAAAAUACCCUAAAUCAAAGAACAUAAUACUAAAACCCAACCUCACAAAUGAAAUGAAACCUGGUAUAGAAUCAUCGGAAAUAAUUUAUGAAGAUGAUUUAAUUGUUGGCUCAACUGAAUCAAUUGGUUCUGAUCUGGAAUUGACAGACAUAGUUUCUAAGAAUGUGGCUAAACACCAAGCGAAAGGUAAAGUGGAGAGAAAAAUUGGAAAUCACAGAAGGAAAGUGUCAAGGAAUUAUGAUAAAAAGCCCAGAAACAAAAGUAAAGAGUUAAAAUCUCCACAGGGCAGACAGAGGAAGAACUCUAGCUUGUCUGACGAUAGUGUUAAAAGUCCUAAAAUGCAGUUAUUGUUGGGUUCUGGACAAGCUUUGCCGAUUUCUGAAGGAGAACAAGUGAUAAAAAUAGAGAAGAAGAAAGACUCUGAGCCAGAAAGUGAUAUAGACAUUGAUGUAGAUAGCGACAGUGAAGCAAAACAGAAAAAACCAAAGACCAUAACUAAAGACGAUGAUGCGCCGAUAGUUGUACCUCUAGAGAACUUUGAACCGAUGCCCAGAAGACAGAAGAAAAUAAAUUUGGGCGGGGGUGGUGGGUACACAAUAAUGCACACGGAGGCCGGGGACCUGUACCGGGUACAGGCGGAGCCGCGCAGGGAGCGCGCGCCGCGCCGCCCGCCCAUACACCUCAUGCAGUGCCGCGUCUACAGCGCCGAGAGGCCGGCGCCGUUCGAGGUCGAGCUACACGUGUCUGCGCUGCUGGCCAUGGACGCGCACGCGCACUCGUCGCGCGCCGAGGUCAUGGGGCUGGUGGGCGGACACGUGCGGGGCCGCGUGCUCGCCGUCACCGCCUACCGACCCACCGCCGCCGCCGCCGGCGCCACGCACUGCGAGAUGGACCCAGUGUCGCAGGUGAUGGCGGCGGAGAGCCUGUGCGCGGCGGGCGCGGCGGCGUGCGGCUGGCACCACUCGCACCCCGCCAGCGCUGCGCGGCCCUCCGCCCGCGACCUGCGCACGCAGCGCGCCCUGCAGCGGGCCCUGCGCCGCCCCUUCCUCGCGCUCAUCACCUCCCCGCACUGGCCCCCGGGCCGCACCGCCUCGCACUACAGAUGUAUCCGCGUUGAAGACGACGCGCCCUCGGACGCCGACGCGGAUCUCCCCGCCGGGUACCAGUUCAGCGUCAGCCUUGUGCCCGAUCUCAACCUCAACAACUUGGACUCAUUCCUCGCCGAACUGAGCGCCAUACGCGCGGAAGAGAAGACGGACAUGUCAGUGGACAUGGCAUGCGACGUGUGCCCGCAUGCUCGGAUGCCUAUCUUAGAUAAGUUGAUAUCGAGCGUGUCCCACCAUGUGCGCGCGGCCGGCUACCGACACGACGACCCGCUCGUGCCGCUGUUGCUGCACGGCAUCAGGGACGUGUUCAGGUAGCGCGACCACUCAACGUCUGCACCCGGACUAUUAGUUGUGUCAUUCCCGACCCUAUUGACAGAGCAUAAGACUCAUUUCACCUUGAAACGCCUGGACGCGCGGCAAGUAAAUGGUGCUUGAUAACUGGACCAGCUGUCAAAACCUCCGAGCUGGAGUGUCUUUAUGUGCUCUUGUGAAGUAGUGAUCCCAAAAGUUGUUAGACAGUGUGUUCACAUGUAAAAUUUCCAGUACACUGAAUAAAGGGUAAUCGCUCUGGAAGCUGAAUCGAUAAUAAUCGGAGUAUCGAUUUGUGUUAGCUUAAAUUGAUUCAGUUUAUUUUUUUUAAGCUUUAAGAUUAGUUAUUAAAAAGAAUAAAGUUUUGUAAUAAAACGUUGCAAUAGGUUGAGUGUAAAUAAUUUGUGUGUAAUAUAUAUAAUAUGUGCAGUAUCUUGUAAAUAAUUUUAAGCUUUAAAAGAUGUUGAUUGGCGGCUACAAUCUCUCCUGUUUGUUCUCAGUCGAUAAAUAAAAUAGAACACGAAACUAAUCGGCUGAACUUGAAAACUAAAUAUCGAUCAAUGUUUCGAUUAACAUGUUCGUUUUUACGUUGAUGUGAGGCAGCGUUUGAUACCGACUUUUUAAAAAUAUGUAUUUAAAUAUUAACAAAUCCUUUAAAAUCGUUUUACGAUUACAUAAAUAAAUAAACCAUACAUUCCUUAUUCCUUCCGUACAUAAAAAAAUCACUAUAUUCGUAAGGAGUUCAAAGUUUUCCUAAAAAAAAAAUUAUAUUAUUUAUAUUUAUUUACUCUUCAACAAAAAUAAAUAUUGAGCUCUUAAGGAAAGAUAAGGAAGUAAAGAUUAAAAACACAGUUUUAAUUUUAAAUAUAUAAAGUAUGUAAAAGUUAGUUUAUGGUAGCGGACAAUAAAUAUUUGUAUUGAAACACAAUCGGUCCGGUGUCUGUGAGGACGGCGCCCUAGCGGACUUGAGCAACAGAGACAGAGACAACGCUAUGCGAAGCCGAAAUUAGUCGAGUGUCUCUUUCCAACAGUCAAUGUGCAAUAUUAAUCGCCCAGACUGUAGUUUCAUUAGGACUUCUUAUGACCUCUUCGUCAUCCUCUAAAGAUGCUUGUGAAUAGACAAAUUCAUCCAUUUCAAUAAAUAUUUGUUUCAAUAUUAACUUGGUGGUGUAGCGGUUAGCUGUUAGACCAAGGGUACAAUUCCUACUCCGGACAAAUAUUAGUGUGGCCAAUAGGUUUGUUUACUUUGGCUCUAUGUUUACUAUAUAAUCUGUAUAUAAAAAAAAAGUAUCUAAAUCAGUCUUUGGUUUUCAUGUAUAGGAAAUUCUAUUUUAGGGCGAUUUGAUCGUGGGAUUUCUGCCAGAUUAUUUAAUUGCUAUUUAUUUUCAUAUGAGAAGAAAAGUACUGUUGCUAAAUGUUUUAAUGGUGUUACCUUUUCCUCUAUAAAUAAACUGCAGAUAUUUAUCAAUUAUUAUCACUAUUAAUGUAUAUAAGUGUUCUUAUAAACUCUUCACGAUUGACAUAAUAUAAUCUAUACAUAUAAAUAAAAUUGGAGUGUCUGUUUAGAAUAUUGAAACAACCGCUUUUUACUACAUGCAUAGGAAUAUGCGGUACGUACACCAAAAUAACAUUUUUUACAAUUUUUGUCUAUCUGUUUGUUCCGGCUAAUCUCUGGAACGGCUGGACCGAUUUUGACGAGACUUUCACUGAUAAGUAGCUGAUGAUAUAAGGAGUUAUUUGGCUUCUUUUUUUAGACUAGCUUCGCCCCGCGGCGUCACUCGUGGUACGGCAAUAACCGCGGGUAACAUCGCGGGGCUGAGUCCCGUGAUAGUAUACUAUAAAGUCGCUUUACUGCAUCCGCGAGUAAAUCAAAUAUUUUUAUGGUUUAUAUUGUGGUGUAUCAUAAUUUUUUAAUAUUUUAAAUAUUGAUAUUAAUAUUUUAUAUAUUGAUUGCAAUAGAACUUUCAUGCUCAGUAUUAUUUAAAUUUUUAUUUGAUGUGUACGAUUAUUAACGAAAGUGACUUUAGCUGUGUUCGGAGGAACUGUGAUUGUAAAUUAAAAGUUUUAAUUACAA